Messenger RNA from Alternaria alternata, 1111 nucleotides. Its product is annotated as NAD(P)-binding protein. The record is from RefSeq and is a predicted model, not a curated record. NCBI's taxonomy places the organism in Eukaryota, Fungi, Ascomycota, Dothideomycetes, Pleosporales, Pleosporaceae. The coding region runs from base 14 to 838 and encodes 274 amino acids. Gene Ontology annotation, cellular component: intracellular anatomical structure. The transcript has 2 exons. Gene Ontology annotation, molecular function: oxidoreductase activity, acting on NAD(P)H, oxygen as acceptor.
UUCAAAUCUUACAAUGUCAGUCUUCCGCUCCUCAGCCCACGCUCUCAUCACAGGCGGCGCAUCCGGCGUCGGCUACUCCGUUGCCCAACUCUGUCUGAAGCACUCAAUGCGUGUCUCCAUUGUUGAUUUCAACCAAUCUUCCCUCGAAAUUGCAGGCAUGAGCUUGAAAGGCGAGGUCAAACUCAUCAAAGCAGAUGUGUCUUCACGCCAAGACUGGGCAUCAAUUCGCGAACAAGUUGGCACAGAUGUCGACUUCCUUAUGCUCAAUGCCGGAAUAGGCGGAAGAGGAACAUGGGGUGACGAAGAUUACUUUGACAAGAUCUUGGCUACGAAUCUGGGUGGUGUGGUCAAUGGACUCAACGCAUAUGUUCCUUCGUUCAAAGAAAGAGACGGGAAAGGGCCAUCAGCGAUCGUGAUCACGGGCAGUAAACAGGGUAUUACGAACCCACCUGGUAACGCCGCAUACAAUGCUAGUAAGGCAGCUGUGAAGACUCUCGCUGAGCACCUGAGCUACGAUUUGAAAGAAACUAGUAUUGGUGUUCAUUUGUUGGUUCCGGGGUGGACGUUCACCGGCCUCUCCGGGAAUACACCCGGCUCCGACAAAGCAAAACCGGAAGGCGCAUGGUCAGCAGACCAAGUUGCAGACUAUAUGUACACCAAGAUGCAGGAUAAGAAGUUUUACAUCAUCUGUCCGGAUGGUCAAGUCACAGAGGAGACGGACAAGAAGCGUAUGUUGUGGAGCGUGGGAGAUAUCGUGAACGAAAGGCCGCCGUUAACGAGGUGGAGAGAUGAGUACAAGGAGGAGGCGGAAAAGUGGAUGAAAGAGCAGAAGGUGUAGUAGGUGGCUCUGAGGCGGCAGAACGUAUGAGUGCGUUUUCACGAGCAGAUCGUCGUCAGUCGGAAUGCAUAUCUGCUAAUAUGUCGCUCGACUGAAAAUUGAAAAAAACUAGAAAUGACUACCGUGACGGAUAGGAAAUGGGGUAUCAUAUGCUCCUUGACCCAAACGCCGAUGAUUGCAGAAGUAAAAUCGCUCAGAGGUCGGUGAAUCAUCCGUCGCGACAUAGCGUAUGAUCAAUCGGAAUCAUAGCCCAACAGAGCUUCAAGCAGAGCA